Molecule: messenger RNA, 1490 nt
Organism: Macadamia integrifolia
Lineage: Eukaryota; Viridiplantae; Streptophyta; Magnoliopsida; Proteales; Proteaceae
Product: 26S proteasome regulatory subunit 6B homolog
Exons: 7
Coding region: 159-1367 (402 amino acids)
Biological process (GO): proteasome-mediated ubiquitin-dependent protein catabolic process
Cellular component (GO): proteasome regulatory particle, base subcomplex
Molecular function (GO): proteasome-activating activity; ATP binding; ATP hydrolysis activity
Source: RefSeq, a predicted model, not a curated record
GCUUCCUCCCCAAGUAAUUUGUUCGAAGUUACCAAAGUGGAGUCUGUUACCAACUUGGUACCACCAAAGCAUCUUAACCCAUCCCUCUCGGCCUAUUCGUCCAUUCGCUUGCGACAAUACCCUGUAGAAAGGAAAUAUAGAAGGAGAAAAAAUAAAGUAUGGCUGCAUCUGCAGUAUUGGUUGAUCCAAGAUUUUACAAUGUGCCUUCAUUUUCAAACGAGGAAGAUCUCUAUGGUUGUUAUAAGUCCAUGCAAUGCCAGAUCAGAUUCAUUGAUGGUCAGGAGAAUUACAUGAAGGAAGAGCUGAAGAAUUUAAAGCAAGAAUUGUUCCAGGCCCAGAACGAAGUGGAGAAGAUAAAAUCAGUUCCUCUCAUUGUUGGUCAGUUUAUGGAAGUGGUUGAUGAGAACAGUGGCAUUGUUGGCUCGACUACUGGUUCCAAUUACUAUGUUAGGAUUCUCAGCACCAUCAACCGGGAGCUGUUGAAACCUUCGUCAUCAGUGGCAUUGCACCGUCACUCAAAUGCCCUUGUUGAUGUAUUGCCACCUGAAGCUGACUCGAGCAUUUCACUUUUGAGCCAGUCAGAAAAGCCAGAUGUUACCUAUAAUGACAUUGGUGGAUGUGACAUUCAAAAGCAGGAAAUCCGUGAAGCUGUUGAGUUACCUUUGACACAUCAGGAGCAAUACAAACAGAUUGGCAUAGAUCCCCCUCGAGGAGUAUUGCUUUAUGGACCUCCCGGCACUGGUAAAACAAUGCUUGCCAAGGCUGUUGCUCAUCACACGAGUGCAGCCUUCAUUAGGAUGGUUGGUUCAGAAUUUGUUCAGAAGUAUAUAGGCGAGGGUCCGAGAAUGGUUCGUGAUGUUUUCCGCCUUGCCAAAGAGAAUGCUCCUGCUAUUAUAUUUAUUGAUGAGGUUGAUGCUAUCGCUACAGCUCGGUUCGAUGCUCAAACUGGAGCUGACAGAGAAGUUCAGAGAAUCCUCAUGGAACUCUUGAAUCAGAUGGAUGGAUUUGAUCAAACGGUGAAUGUAAAGGUUAUAAUGGCAACUAACAGGGCCGACACACUGGACCCUGCACUUCUACGCCCUGGUAGGCUUGACCGGAAAAUUGAAUUCCCUUUGCCUGAUAGGCGACAAAAGAGGCUUGUGUUUCAGGUUAGCACUGCGAAGAUGAACUUAAGUGAUGAAGUAGACUUGGAAGAUUAUGUCUCCCGACCUGAUAAGAUUAGUGCUGCUGAGAUUGUAGCAAUUUGUCAGGAAGCAGGAAUACAAGCUGUGCGCAAGAACCGGUAUGUCAUAAUGCCCAAGGAUUUUGAGAAGGGUUACCGAGCAAAUGUAAAGAAGCCAGUCACUGAUUUUGAUUUCUACAAAUGAAGGACCUCAAGCAAAUAUACAGUUGGAUUACCUGGUUAAGAUCUCACCUCACCCUCCCAAACCAUGUCAAUUUGAAGGAUUACAUAAGAUUGAAUAAGAAACUGUUUUACCUACAUUGACUAA